Messenger RNA from Selaginella moellendorffii, 1023 nucleotides. RefSeq lists its product as uncharacterized. The record is from RefSeq and is a predicted model, not a curated record. The coding region runs from base 1 to 1023 and encodes 340 amino acids. Lineage: Eukaryota; Viridiplantae; Streptophyta; Lycopodiopsida; Selaginellales; Selaginellaceae. The transcript is spliced from 2 exons.
AUGGUCGAGACCGACGAACUACCUUAUGCCAACAAUGAUGACUCAGAUCCUCAAGUCAUGGCAGUACAAACUCGAGCACAAAUUCGAGUAGAAAAACAACAACAAUUGGACAGAGAUUCCAGAGAUAGUGAAGAGAAAGGCCCUGAGAGCCCAACAAAACUCCGGGAAUGGAAAAAGAAGCAGAAGUUAGCCACCAAGAUACAACGGCAACUCGCUCUACAACCACCUGAAUUAACACCAGAACACAAUUCGGCAAACUUCGACGAAAUCCAAGAAGUAGCAGAGACUAUCCUCAACCAAAAUAUUCAGAUCACCGUCGGCCAACUGCUGAAGAUUACACCCUACCUCACCAAACAGCUCACUGAUCUGACAUCUGCACCAACCAACACUUUGACAGACUUGUCCAUACUCAACUUGACACAAACAGCUGUUGACACAUUUCGAAUUGAGAUUCAACCGGGCGAUUGUGACAAUAAUGUUCCGACAAUCGAACUACGGCUCAACAAACACCUUGGUCGAGGAGCCAUAAUUGAUGGCGGCUCCAGCAUUAAUAUUAUUGAAGACAGUCUUGUUCAACAACUCAACAUCAGCCCAGUCCACCCAACACCUUUCAAUGUCCAAAUGGCCGACCAUCGAUCUGUUCAACCCAAAGGCAUCAUCCGAAAAGUCAACACCACCAUUCAAGGUGUCAAAAUACCAGUCAACUAUGUCCUCAAACUACUGGAGCAGACCGACGGAUACUCGAUUCUCCUCGGUCAACCUUGGCUCCGAACUGCCCAAGUUUAUCAAGAUUGGCCCAAUGACAAUCUUAUCCUUCGAGGACCGGACGGACUGACAAGCGUGUCGACAAAAGCGACCAAAUCGCUGUCCAGCCACAACCGACCUAUUGACUUGGAAGAAUAUAAUCUCGAAGAUGGCCUCGACGACUAUGAAGAACAACAAAUUCUCAAAGCCUACCCUGAUCUCAAACCUUUGGCCGAGAUCGACCUGUUUCGAAUCGUCGCCGACUUCCAACGAGAAUGA